Syzygium oleosum is the source of this 1903-nucleotide messenger RNA. RefSeq lists its product as uncharacterized. Bases 685 to 1665 code for a protein of 326 amino acids. The transcript is spliced from 3 exons. NCBI's taxonomy places the organism in Eukaryota, Viridiplantae, Streptophyta, Magnoliopsida, Myrtales, Myrtaceae. The record is from RefSeq and is a predicted model, not a curated record.
UCCUCGUUAUCCCUACCACCUCCCCCCCCUCUUCUCAUCUCCAUCGGAACGACGAAACCCUAAUUUCUCUCCGUCUCCUCCCUUCCUUCCUUCUCUGCAACCUCGUCCCCCUUCCGCUCCCGCAGCCUCGUCUCCGCCCUCGGCGCAUCAUCUUCUCGAGCCUUCCCGUGCCCGGAAUUGCCUGCGCGUAAUCCCUCCGACCGUCUUUUUCCGGCGGCCGCCGACCUCCGAUUGCCCCCGUCGCGUAUCCAUUUUCGAUUUGCGCGAUUCUAUUCCAAUCUGUGCAGCUAGAACGAGCUCCCGUCGGUUUCGCCUUUUUUUUUUUUUUGGGGUCGUCUCAUUUUUUCUUCUUGACACUCGUUUUCGGUUUCGCGUUUCGUUUCGGUCGUUCGUUCGUUCGUUUCGACGGGGUUAAUCGCCUCUGCAAUUCGUCGAAAAAAAUUCACAAAUACUUGUCUCGCCGCAAUCGUGCCUAAAGAAUUCGAUCGAUAAAGUUCCCGAUCGUCCCCCCCACCUGUAGAGUUCCUAGCCGAUUUUUUUUUUCCCUUCGGAUAGAUCGUCGCGUCUGAAAGCUCUGUGGGAAAAUCGCCUGGGGAUACCUUCGGUUUCGAUAUCUUUGGUCGGUGGGUUUCGAAUCGAUACGCAAAGGUCCUUAUCGUUUUUUUUUUUUUGGGUUUUGGAGAGAUGGUUGGUGGAGGUAGCAGGAGGGACGAGGGAUCCCUGGUGAUCAACAACACCAACGUGUUCGCCGCGCUCGAGACCUUGAGGAAGAAGAAGAAGUCGGAUAAGGAUAAGGGGUCGAAGAGCGGGAAAGGGUCGUCGAAGUCGGCUGCCCAGUCGCAGGCCAAGGAGCCCGAGCCUCAGGUUUUCUGGGCCCCGACGCCGCUGAAGGAGAAGUCUUGGGCGGAUGUCGAUGACGAUGAUGAUGAUGAUUAUUAUGCCACCACUGCACCGCCCCCUGUAGUGUGGGGGAAGACACCCCAGACUGAGGAGCAGCAGGCCACUAAUGUAGAGGAUACAGAGAGUGAGGAUGAUAUUCUUGAUGAAGGGGAUGAUGAUUUGGAGGAAGAGCAUGAGCAUGAACAAGAACAAGAACAAGAAGUUCCAGAACACCCAGAGCCACUGGCAAAAAAGCCUGCUGAAGUUCCUGCUGUUUCCAAAGAGACAGAGAGACAGCUCUCCAAAAAAGAAAGGAAGAAGAAGGAGCUUGCGGAACUUGAAGCACUUUUAGCUGAUUUCGGUGUCGCACCGAAAGAGAACAAUGGCCAAGAUGAGCCACGCGAUGCAUCGCUAGAUAAGAAAGAUGCGGAGCCUGAUGGUGAGGGUGAAAAGAAGGAAAGUGCUCCUGGAGAGUCGAAAAGUGCCAAGAAGAAGAAGAAGAAGGACAAGUCUUCCAAGGAGACAAAAGAGCCCCAGGAUCAGCCCAACAGUACAGAUGUUGUGAACGAACCAGAAGUUGGAGCUGAACAGGUAGGUGAAGAUGGAUCAUCUGUUGACAUAAAAGAGCGGCUAAAGAAGAUGACCUCAAUGAAGAAGAAGAAAUCCUCCAAAGAGAUGGAUGCUGCUGCAAAAGCUGCUGCUCAGGAGGCUGCCGCUAGGAGUGCAAGGCUCGCGGCAGCAAAGAAAAAGGAGAAAAACCAUUACAACCAGCAGCCAGUACGGUAAAGGACCGAGUGUCAUUUGGCAUCUGCGUCUUAAACAUGUACUUUGUGCUGUUCAUAUGGCAAUUGGGAAUAAUCUUUGGGCCUUGUGGCUCCGAUUUCUGAGGUGACCUUUAGUUGUAUUUGCUGUGAACUAGAAGAUUUUUCUUUUUUGAAUCUUGGAUUUGUUGUGGCGCCGUUGCCGUGGCCACAAUCAUUUUGCCAGUUUUGCUUAUAUGAUUUAAAUUCGUCCUUGGAUGAUC